This is a messenger RNA of Opisthorchis viverrini, 303 nucleotides long. RefSeq lists its product as hypothetical. The record is from RefSeq and is a predicted model, not a curated record. Lineage: Eukaryota; Metazoa; Platyhelminthes; Trematoda; Opisthorchiida; Opisthorchiidae. The transcript is spliced from 5 exons. The coding region runs from base 1 to 303 and encodes 100 amino acids.
AUGAAGAGACUGCUACGUCACCGGUUUGGGGAACAGCGCGGUGAGACAAAGAAGUCCACACAAUGUAAUAAGCGACUGCUCUCCUCGCCCACAGUUUAUAAAGAGAGACCUGGAGCGCUACGCAGGGUUCGUCAAGUCGCUGGAGGACACUAUCCUCCAACUAAGCUAGAAAGCUCGCGCAGCAAUCGCGCACCACAUUACUUAUCCAGUGCUCCCACCAAACUCGGACAAUGCUGCGAAGAAAUCGAUGGUCCAACACUAAAGUCUUUUGACUUCCUCGGCGCGCAGCGGCCAGGUAUCUGA